CUCAAAAAUGCGCCGCAGCUUGCGCGUCAAAGCGGCGCAGGUGGCGACAAAGGUGACACCGCCGUCGCCUGAGAAGGAUGGCGCUCUGUCAAGUAUCCUUGACUCGUCGCCGAAGAAGGGUGUUGCUUCUUUCGUCUCACCAGUCCGACGUUCAUUCGUGAAGUCGACGGCACGUGACUCGACUCCGCAAAGGACAUCGACACUCACGCCGCAGAAACGUCUUUCCCUUGGAGUGCAAGAUGAUUCGGACGAAGAAGAUGUGUUGAAGCUGUUGAAGGACUCUCCACCAAAGUGCGUCCACCGCAUCGAUGUCGUUGAUUCGUCACCAAGCGCAUAUUCGUAGGAAGCGCGUCGCCAAGAAACCCCGCAAGACGUCCGUUCCAUUCGACAGCUUGGACGCACUCUUUGCGGAGAAUAAGAAGGACCAGGAAAAGAAGAAGGAGCAAGGGGAGCGACUGGCUCGGCUCCGCAAGGAAGCCGACAUACGCGCCGAGCUGCAGCAGACGAGCAGCUCCCUCCAGCAAAUGUCGACAGAGGUCGAGUCCAACAUCAAGGAAUUGCAAGCGGACGAACACUUGUUUACGAUCCAAGACAACGUCGAAGUCGAAGAGUUUGGCUACGUGUUUGAGCCCAUUACGGAGCCGCUGACCUACCAUGCGUACAUUGCGUCCGCUGCCGACUUGCGCAGCCCGUUCAAGCUCGUGUACGAGUGCAUGGCCUCAACCGACGAAGACGAACUCGGGGCGUUGCUGUGGAGCCAAGCGAUCCUUGUCUUGGCCAUCAACCUCAACCACGACGUGCCCGACGCGAUCUGCCAGUGGCUGUUCUCCGUAGUGAGCACCCACUCAAACCAUCACAUUGUUCAAGGAGCGUUCAUGAACCUCUUCACGUUGGCUGUGGCCGACCACCACCCCAAUUUUACGCAAAUCACGUACGGUCUGCCCAAGGCCAUGCUGUGUCGGAGUCGCCUCUUGCCCGUGAAAACCAAGUGGCAGGUCACUGUGAGCCACUUUUUCGGUAGCUUCCGCAUGUUCGGCUUCCAAGAAUCCAAGCGCGCGCUCAACACCAAGAAAAAGGCGGCCGGACACGCGAGCUCGUCCACGUGGUCGGUGCCGUUUCCCACGGUCAAUAUGGAGCAUGUGACGAUGUUAUUUGUGCUGGCCCUGCGCACCGACAAGCUGCGACCGAGUGAGCACGACCUGUGUGCGUGUUGCGUGUUCUUUCUGCGCAUGCAGUUCGAAGACAUUUUGAGGCCCCAGCUGUGCGAGUUGAGCUCGUAUUGCAUGGAAGUGCUGCUGGACGCGUUUUCGCCGAGGGAGUGGCGGCGGCAGUACGCCCGCCUGCUCAUCCUCCGCAUCGCCGGCACCAAGGAAGGCUUCUUCCAGUCGUCGGCGGGAUGGCUGUCCAUCGCCCGUCGGCUGCCGCGCACUGAACGAGGGACCCAGCUCACGACAGGACUGGCGAUUUACAUUUUGCAGUAUCGCAGCCACGACGAACAACCGACCGAGGACUUUGUGCAAACCAAAGUGUCGGACGAGCCGAUACAGUUCCCCGUGCAAAUCGAUUGGGUGCUGGACGUUGUGUCGACUUGUGUGGACUCGCUCACAGAGAAAUACGCGGCGACGGACGCGAGGGAAGUCGUGCCGCCAUACGAACUGCUUUGCACGAAAAUUGCACUCAUGGACUUGGCGUUGCAAGCUUUCCUGAACCACUUGAAGCCAUCGGAUAUGAGUUUAAUCCUGCAAAAGCUCGACCGCCUAGCUCUUGCCAACAAGGCCACGGUUGUUGUCCAGUGGCACGAGAUGAAGACGCUGGUGACGUUGAUGCACCGUAAGUACUCUGCCGAGAACCUCCGCAUUGGUCGCGACCACUCGCCCAAGGCGAAGCAAGUGUUAUUUAUCGACGAUUAAUGCACUACGAUACACGAAUCGAUAGAUUUUUCCGUAUAAGUUUCGACGAUUAGAACAUCGCGCACAGCAG
This is a messenger RNA of Aphanomyces astaci, 1980 nucleotides long. RefSeq lists its product as hypothetical. The coding region runs from base 309 to 1910 and encodes 533 amino acids. NCBI's taxonomy places the organism in Eukaryota, Oomycota, Saprolegniomycetes, Saprolegniales, Verrucalvaceae. The transcript is spliced from 6 exons. The record is from RefSeq and is a predicted model, not a curated record.